CUCGAGCGGACUCGGCUUCUAACCCGAACCACAUUCAUUACUGUUCUCGGAGAGUGUUAAUGUUUUCUUAGUCAGUGUUUUCUAUUCGUUUCAUCUAUCGUGAUUGAACGUCUAUAUCUGAGUGAUAUAUAAUAAAGUGCUUUUAUACUAUUCAGUGCAAUAUAGAAAAUCAGUUAUAAAGAAAAAUAAUUAUGGCUGUAACAAGUAAUGCUAUGUAUAACGCAGAAACCGUCGCUCCAUCAUUCAUGUCGUCAAACGUGUAUUACAGUCGCGUAUCGCGUUGUAAAAAUGUAAAUCAGCAUAAAGUUAUGCUCGAGCAUAUCGAAACUGCGAAACCUCCUAUGUUUAACUACUGUUCCUAUGAUACGAUGAUGGAAACUGAUGAAGACGGAUGUGAUUAUUCAAUGGCAUCAGACUAUUUGAAUAAUGAUUCCGUAAUUGUAAAAGCAGUGGUACAGAACCGGCUAAAAGCUCAUGAAAAACCACAAGUUGAACAACGAGCAGUUCAUGAUGCGGAUGUGCCUCAACGCAGGACUCGGAAACGACACAACAGCGAUCUCAGCUCUACAUGUCAACUGAAAAAGUUUCGGAGAGGCGGUGGUAAGGACUGUGUACUUGGUGAUACAUGGAGUACAAAGGACUGCGCAUCAACUAUGUGUUAUGAAUCUGAAGCAUUAAACAUUGAUAAAAACAUAGAGGAAUCUAUGAUUACAGAUGAAAACUGCUGUUGGACAGCAGGUAAUCACGAUAUUCUAAAUAAUUCAAAUUAUCAAGAAUUAUUCAAUAGUGAAAAUAAAGCAAUUGAAAGCACUAUUGAAUAUGAGAAGAUUUUAUUUGAAACACAUGGAUGUUCAAUAUACCAGUUUCAUAGAUUGCAACUGCUUGGUAACAAUGGUACUGAAACAGAAUUUUGAAUUAAAUAAAAUAAUUAAAUAAUAGCAUUUGUAAUGUUUAUAUUUUUUGUAUUUGUUCACAAAGCAUACAUUUACUAUGCACUUAUAUAUGUCAUUACAUUGUACCAUAUAAUAAAAAAUAAAUACUUACUUUUCUAAAUUA
This is a messenger RNA of Frieseomelitta varia, 1056 nucleotides long. RefSeq lists its product as uncharacterized. The transcript has 2 exons. NCBI's taxonomy places the organism in Eukaryota, Metazoa, Arthropoda, Insecta, Hymenoptera, Apidae. The record is from RefSeq and is a predicted model, not a curated record. The coding region runs from base 192 to 914 and encodes 240 amino acids.